Molecule: messenger RNA, 1371 nt
Organism: Paramecium tetraurelia
Lineage: Eukaryota; Ciliophora; Oligohymenophorea; Peniculida; Parameciidae
Exons: 3
Biological process (GO): proteolysis
Molecular function (GO): serine-type D-Ala-D-Ala carboxypeptidase activity
Source: RefSeq, a predicted model, not a curated record
AUGCAAUUAUUGAAAAGCUAUCAAAAAACACCCUAGAUUCUAACAGAAUUCCAUUCUCCAAUAAUAGUCAAUAGUAUAAAAUUAAGGAAAGACUCUAAUUAUUCAUUACAACAAUCAUAGCAAUUAACUGAUAAGGAAACCAAACCAUCCAAGAUUGAAUAAGAACUCAUCCCUAGCAAAUUUAAAUAAAUUAAUCUUCAAAGCAGUUUACCCUAGAUUCCACUCUCAACAAUGAAUACCUAAACUAAAUUAAACGAUUUAACUCGAACUAGCAAACUGGUUCAAUCACCCAAAAACAGUGAUACAAAAAGAUCGUUAGUGAGAUCAUAAUUUAAAACGAAUAGCAACAAUCACAAAAAUAAUCUGACCAACAAUUCCACAACCACUGGAAGUAGCAAAGAUUCAAGCUAAAAUUAAAUCAACUAAUAGUAUUAAAUCUAUGCCAAAAAUAUUAUCUAUUCUUAUUGUGGAAAACCAAGAAAGCGAAGAGUAAAUGUUUCUGCUAAAAGUUUCAUUGUUUAUGAUUGCAUCGAAAAUAGGAUAGUUUCUUAGAGAAAGUGUAACAAGAGGAUGGAAAUAGCUAGUUUAACCAAGAUUAUGACAUUCUACAUAACGAUGGUUAUCUUAGCAAAAUUCAAUCUAAAUUCUAAAGAAAUUAGAGUCAAGGUUACUAAAAAGGCCUCAGAGACCAUUGGCACAACAUCUGAAUUGAAAUACAAUGACAUCUUGACUAUCCAGGAUUUAUUGUAUGGAUUGAUGCUACCCUCAGGAAAUGAUGCUGCAAUUCUCAUUGCCUAGACCAUUGGCACAAUUAUAUUAUUUUAUGAAUCCAAUAAGUACUUGGAUAGUACAUUGAUAGAUAUUGAACAAAUGAGUGCUGAAGGACAUUAUUAUAAUGUUGAAUUGAAGACUCAAUUAUGUCCUAUUGAAAUUUUCAUUAGCAAAAUGAAUUAUUAUUCAAAUUUGAUGGGUUAAUAAAACACUCAAUUUGCAUGUGUUCAUGGAUUGGCUAAUGAAGAUAAUUAUUCAAGUUGUCAUGACAUUGUGUUAUUAUCAUUAGAAUGUUUGAAAUAUGAUAUAUUUCAUUAAGUCAUCUCCUGUAAGGAAUACAUUUCCAAAUCAUUAAACAAUAACAAAUAUUACGAGUGGAAAAAUACAAACAAAUUAUUAGAAAAAGGAUUUUUUGGUAUUAAAACAGGCAUAACUGAUUCUGCUGGUCCUUGUCUUGCAAGUGCUUAUCGGUCUAAUGAAAAGGAAUAUUACAUCAUUGUUGUAUUGAGCUGUAAGAAUUUGCAACUGAGAUUUGAUGAAACUAUUUCAUUGUUAUAACAUGCAAAAUACAAAAAGUCUUUGAAUUCUAUUAUAUAAUGA